AUGCCGUCUUCAAUCCCAGUCAUCGUCUUUGUCGGCGUUGUCACGGUCGCCUACUUCGCCUCCCGCAAGAGGCUCAGCCAUGACCCUCGCGAGCCGCCAGCAGCUCCGCAGGCGAUUCCCGUGGUCGGGCACAUGCUCGGGCUCUGGCAGAGCAAAUUCAACUACUAUGUCGAACUCAGCCAGAAGACGCACUCCCCCAUCUUCACCAUGGCCCUCCCCGGCCAGAAGAUGUACAUUGUGACGCAGCCAGAGCUUAUCCAGACCGUGCAAAAGCAGCACAAGACCCUCGCAUUCCCGCCUAUUGAGGCCAAGUUUGCGUGCAAGAUCUGUGGCGUCAGUCCCGAGGCGGAGGCUAUCCUGAACCAGAACGUCAAUGGCGACCAUGGCGAUUUUGGUCUUUCGAUGGAGUCUUAUGCCGCCAUGCGAGACGCGCUCCGACCCGGAUCGCACCUCGAUGAUAUGAAUCGUCUGAUGAUCCAGGAAGUCGCAAGUUCGCUCGAUCUGCUGCAGCCGGCCAAGGGAGAGUCCCGCACCGUGGGCAUGUAUUCCUGGCUGAGGGAGACCAUCACGACGGCCACUACCCGGGCUGUGUACGGCCCAAUGAACCCGUAUGAUGACAAGUCUAUUGCGGAUGCUUUCUGGGAAUUCGAAAGCGAUCUUAUGUCGAUUCUGGUGGGUUUCCUUCCUUCCAUCACAGCUCGAAAGUCGAUCGCGGCUCGUGCCAAGGUUGCCAAAGCCUUUGAGGCAUACUACAAAGCCGGAGGAGUGCACAAGGCAUCGGCUCUCGCCAAAAAACGAUACCAAGUCGAGAUUGACAACAAUCUUGCGCUGGAAGAUAUCGCUCGUUUCGAGGUUGGAGGCUCGAUUGCCAUCUUAGUAAACACGGCACCCGCAGCAUUCUGGACUCUUCUGCUGCUCCACUCCCACCCAGGUCUUCUUGAUGAUAUCCGGGCAGAGAUUGAUGCCAUCACCAAAACCACCGAGUCGUCUGUCAAAACCCUUGAUAUCACUACGCUCAAGGCCAAUUGUCCCCUGUUGCUGUCCGCCUACCAGGAAGUCCUUCGCUAUCGGUCCAUGGGAACAUCGGUGCGCGAGGUAAUGGAAGACACGCACCUUGACCAAUGGCUGCUGAAGAAAGGCGCCCUGCUACAAAUGCCGAGCCGUAUUAUCCAUCAGGACGGUACGCUCUGGGGCCCCAGCGUCAACGACUUCAACCCCCGCCGAUUCCUGCCCGAAGAAGCGCGAUCCCGUCCACGCGACACUUGCUUCCGUGCGUUCGGUGGUGGUAAGACCCUCUGUCCCGGCCGCCAUUUUGCGACCAACGAGGUCCUCGCCGUCGUCGCCGUCUUCAUCGCGAGGCUCGACAUGAAGCCUGUCGAGGGCCACUGGAGGUUUCCCACUGUCGCGAAUACCAAUGUUGCUUCCGUCGUCAUGGAGCCGGAUGACGAUAUUCAGGUUGAGAUCAAGACACGACAGGGCUUCGAGGGUGUCAAGUGGGUUAUUAACCUUGAUAGCUCGGACAAGAUUUUUGCCAUGGUGACCGAAGACAACAGCGAGAUAUAG
Messenger RNA from Talaromyces atroroseus, 1563 nucleotides. RefSeq lists its product as hypothetical. The transcript is spliced from 3 exons. NCBI's taxonomy places the organism in Eukaryota, Fungi, Ascomycota, Eurotiomycetes, Eurotiales, Trichocomaceae. The record is from RefSeq and is a predicted model, not a curated record. The coding region runs from base 1 to 1563 and encodes 520 amino acids. Gene Ontology annotation, molecular function: heme binding; monooxygenase activity; oxidoreductase activity, acting on paired donors, with incorporation or reduction of molecular oxygen.